Penicillium canariense is the source of this 1863-nucleotide messenger RNA. RefSeq lists its product as uncharacterized. The coding region runs from base 1 to 1863 and encodes 620 amino acids. Lineage: Eukaryota; Fungi; Ascomycota; Eurotiomycetes; Eurotiales; Aspergillaceae. Gene Ontology annotation, molecular function: ATP hydrolysis activity. The record is from RefSeq and is a predicted model, not a curated record. The transcript is spliced from 4 exons.
AUGGCAGCUUUUGGUUUUAGUAUCGGCGAUUUCUUGGCCAUUUUGCAGCUUGCAAAAGAGACGCGAAAGAGAUUUAUAGAUGCCCCGAGCCAGUUCAAAGCUAUAUCUGAUGAUGUCAAGUGCCUGUCAAAUGUAUUACGAGACAUCGAGGAUAUCGAGCCCGAGAAAAGCCUGUCGGAUCAACAGAAACAAACACUGAAUGACACCUCCCAACACUGCCGGGAUAUUCUGAAGGAUCUCAACAAAAUUCUGGAAAGCUUUCAGGACCUAACGCCGAAUGAGCCGCGUACACAUAAAUGGAAACAAAAAUUUCAGCAAGUUGUGAAAAGGCUAGAAUGGGAUCAGGCUGAAAUCGACGCGUUCCGACCACGACUUGCUGGGAUUACUGCUGCAUUUGGUCUAUUGCUUAAUGGAAUUCAGAUCAAAAAAUUAGAAGCAGGGAAAGAGCAGUGGGAUAUAACUCAGCGGGGUGUCACCCAGCUAGUUCAGCAUGAAGAAGACAAGAGGCGACAAGAGGUUCUUCAUUGGCUUUCCCCAACCAACCAUGCAAACAAACAGGCCGACUUUAUCUCCCAUGUUCAGCAGGGCACAGGGAACUGGCUCUUAAAAGACGACAAAUUCAAGCGAUGGAUAAAUCAGGACUGCAGUACUGUUCCAGGCCAGCAGACUUUGUUUUGUCCAGGUCUGCCAGGUGCCGGAAAGACAUUUCUGACAUCGAUCGUGAUAGAAGAGCUUCAGGACAGAGCCUCCAAGUGCGGUGUCGGUAUUGCAUUCUGCUAUUUCAAUUUUCGCGAGAAGACAACGCAGGACGAAAUACUCGCUAUGAUGCUACAUCAACUAGUCGAACAAAAUCCAAACAUCUUCCCAGUGUCAGACAGGCUCUACAAAGAGAACAAGACAGGGACCACUCGGCCGACAGCACUGAGCCUUCUCAGCACUCUAGAGUCUGCGGUUCGUGCCUUUCCAAGGGUUUUUAUUGUCUUGGAUGCAUUGGAUGAAAGUCAACUUCCCGCUGGAUCUCUGAACAGGCUUCUCGCCGAGAUAUUUACUCUACAAAGAAUGCAUAAUGUCGGCAUGUUCGCGACAUCUAGAGAUAUUAUGAGCAUCUCGGAGAUGUUCCAAGAGAGCUUACAUCUCAGGAUUUAUGCAGAUGUGGAAGAUGUUGGAAAGUUUCUGAGGGGACAAAUGGAAGCUCUGCCUCGAAUUGUCCAAAAAGAAAGGACCUACAGGAAGAAAUCAUUACAACAAUUUCAGAGGCAGCGAACGGAAUGUUCGUUUCUCCUCGCCCGACUACAGAUUGAAUCCCUGCAGGGGAGAGCAUCGGCCAAAGAGAUCCGAGAGUGUCUGAAGGUUUUGCCAACUGAACUGGAUGACGCAUAUUCAGAAGCAAUUUAUCGAAUAGAGAGUGAGAAGCGCUGGGAAAGACAAAAGGCCUUCAAUGUUAUUUCUUGGGUUUCCUUUGCAGCACGGCCAUUGACGACGCUUGAGCUACGGCAUGCUCUCGCUAUUGAAGAUGACCAGCCUCAUAUUGAUGAAGAAAACCUCCCCGACAUAGAAGAUUUAGUUUCUGUCUGUGCAGGCCUUGUUACUGUGGAUGAGCAGAGUGAUGUUGUCAGGCUCGUCCACUAUACAGCACAGGAAUAUUUCGACCGACACCGAAUGCGCCAUUUCCCAGAUGCGCAUAGAGAAAUUGGAGCAAAAUGCAUUCAAUAUCUCUGCUUUGAUGUUUUUGCGGACGGUUCAGUACCUGAGCCCAAAGAUUUCAAGGCCCGCAUCGAUGAAAAUCCUUUGUUUGUCUACUCAGCCCAGAAUUGGGGACAUCAUGUCCGACAGCAAGAGGUUAAGAUGGAUCUUGUCUUGUGA